AUGACCGGAGCAAAUAGGAGUGAGCCAGCGGUGGCAGAUGGAGCUGGGGGGUUUCAUUCGCCACCGAAAACAACCGCGAGUGGCAACUGUCUCGAUUUCUCACCACCCAUCGGACGAACUUCGGCCCGCAUCGGCCUAGCAAUCCUUGAUUUCACCGGCAACAACCAGCGUCACUCGAAUGGUCAUUCCUAUUCCGUCAGCUAUGACGAGCACACAACGAUAACUAGUCCGCCUCCCUUCACUUCUUGCGAUGUCCCUGCAAUCCGACAGUCUUCAGCUUUCCGUCAACGUGAGUCAUUGGUGGUUAUUCAGAGUCUUGGAGCUUCGACAGAUCGGGAAGGCAAGAGGGGAGUCGGGUGGUGA
Molecule: messenger RNA, 363 nt
Organism: Lactuca saligna
Lineage: Eukaryota; Viridiplantae; Streptophyta; Magnoliopsida; Asterales; Asteraceae
Source: the annotation of a GenBank genome assembly